AUUCACGAGGUUAAAUUAACCUGUUAUAAUAGCAUGUAACUCAGAGAAGACUGUCAACCUGACAGAAAUGGAGACAGAACAUUGAAAUAAAGUUAUUGUUAUUGUUAGACUCUUGUCUCGGUACGCACAUUCUAGAUAUGGCGGCGGUGUGCUACAACGCCACAUAAGGCAAUGUUUUACAAUGUACUAUUACUUGAACAUCGUUAACAACGUUUAAAAACGUUAAGUAUCAUCAGCUGACAAGACUAAACCAUUGAUAAAAUGCCUAAUAUAGAAUGUCAACAACACACCCUGUGUUUCUAUGUGGCACACUGGUGAUUUAGGUUAUAAUUAUAGUAUUUCAUAGUUUUCUGAACCACACCGUGUAAUUCUUAUUCUUCUAUGGCGUCAGAAAGCAGAUACUUUGAGUUCUUUUCGCUAAAUUCACUUGGAAAACAUAGCAUGAUGGUGAAGCCACAAGGAAGGGAGAAGGAGUUUGGUGAAGCUCAGGAGAAGGCAUUCCAAACUUCUACACCUAACUGACAUCUAGUGGUAGUGGCUGUCACAGCAGCUUUAGUUCACCACUGAAUUGAGAGCUUUGUGUUAAUCAGCUGGUCUGUGAAUUAUAUGUCUUGCCAGAAUGCACACAGUGUAAUAAUUCCUCUCAGAGGGACAAACCUCUCAAGUCUUUGCUUUACCUAUGCUGCAUACAGUUUAGAACGUGACAUCUCACAUGAGCUAAAAAUGUCAGGAAUUCUUUCACUCAUAAACAAAAGAGUUUGCUGUAAUUGUAGUGAUACAAUACUAAAGUGCUGUGACAGCAUGACAGGAAGCUAUGGCAGAGCGUUUUACAUUGUCAGGUAUGCACGGAGCCAAAGACAGAGAGAGCACUGAAUGGAGAAAGCAAAAACCACAGCAGAUAAACCGUAAACUUACUGGCUCACUACUGCAUUGCUUUUUUUGGUUGAGUUUUUCUGCAAAGCCCUGGUCCUCUGCUGGACCAGCUUUGUCACGUUUGACUCCUUGUCUUUGGUCGUUGGAAUCCCACAAUGCGUUGCAAAGCGAUUUCUUAGGUCCCAUAGAAAAUGACAGAGCUCUAACUCAGUGGGUCUUCACUGUAAGAGGAACAAGAAACAAGUCAACAGAAGUUUGCAAAAAUGUGUACUGAUCAUGCAGCUGUACAGAGCCAAAUCUGAUGACUUGAUUAAAAAUCUGACUGAAAUCUCUAAAGUACUGAUGGGUAAAAAUGCAAUUGUAUCCAUUUGAAAUGAAAUGCAAAAAAUGAAGGGGCCUGGCUCCCAACUCGUACUGCUGGAAACACUGCCAUAUAAGGCCACUUCAGUAGAGAUUAAAGCUUUCUGGCUUCGACUAUGAGUUACUAUUAUAAACGGGCAGCUCUCUCUCUUUCUCUCCCUCUCUUCAGUAUGACUGUGUGUCUCAUGGAUGUCCUCCUCAGACGUGGGCUCUUUGUGGCCCUGCAGCUUGCUGUCAGCAGCUCAGUCCGCCACCCUGCACUGCGUGCUGGUCUCAUAGGAGCACGUAGGACUAAAAAGACAUGGCCAGUGAGCUUCUCUCAGGACGAGUUGAGGAAACGUCUUACACCUAAGCAGUACCACAUUACACAAGAAAGAGGAACUGAGAGUGCUUUCACUGGUGAGUUCACAGAUCAUAAAGAUGAGGGGACCUACACUUGUGUUGUUUGCGGGGCCCCGCUGUUCAGCUCAAACACUAAAUUUGACUCAGGAUCAGGUUGGCCGUCCUUCUUCGACCUUCUGAAGGAGGAGUCCGUAACUCUGACAGAUGAUUUCUCCUAUGGGAUGCAUAGAGUUGAGACUACAUGCAGCCAGUGUGGAGCUCAUCUGGGACACCUGUUUGAUGAUGGACCAAGACCCACAGGGAAACGCUACUGCAUUAACUCAGGCUCAUUGGCUUUCCAGCCCAAAGACACGGCCCCCUCUGCCUCCAGCUCCACAGCUGAGGGUGGAGCUGCCAGCGGUUCAGUGACUGAUGGGAAGACAGAGCUCUGAGAGAGAGACUCAGGAACCACACAGGACUGAUGGCUGUGGCUGUGUAGGGAGAGUCAGAAAGUUCACAUAUAUAAAAUAGAUAGGAGUUCUGUGUUUGAUGUACAAAAUAAAGACAGAAGUGAUUAUAUGAGAAAGGAAGGAAGGUGCUCAGGCCUCAGACACAGACCAAACACUGAUGGACUUUUUUCAGAUUUUGUAAUGUUGCAGUCCAGAUUUUUUUUUUUUUAUUUAAGCAAACGGCUGCAACAUAACAAAAUGUGUAAAAAUGAAUGGAUCUGAAUACUUUCUGAAUGUACUGUAAGCGGUUACACGGGGAAGUGCAUGUUUCAAAAAAAAAAAAAAAAAGCUGCAAGACACACUGCAUAAACUGACUGCCUUAACUUUCAGAAUUUGUCACCUGGGUGUUAUUCUCUUUCAUGAAUAUUGGUCACGAUAACAUUGCAUUUGUAGAGAUCUGGGACCAGGUGAGGUUGAAGGGACAACUCUCUGUUUACAUACGGUAAAAUUCAAGAUAUAGUGCUUGAGGUGAUUUGUUCUUGCAGGAAAACAGCAUUUCCCAACAAAUACCCAAAUUUUCUCCACUACUUGGUACAAUGCCACCUAUGCAAGUGUCAUGUCAGCACUGACACAGACAAUAACUGAGCUAUGACAGAUUGUGGACAAAUAAUGUACUGUGUGGUCUUUAGGUCACUUCCUGUAUUUAUUCCUUCUUUAGUCCUUUGUUGUUCACGGUUUGCAUUAAAACAGUUAAUGGAUGAAUAAAAUAGUUAAUUAGAAACA
This is a messenger RNA of Lates calcarifer (barramundi perch), 2786 nucleotides long. RefSeq names its product methionine sulfoxide reductase B3 (gene msrb3). Gene Ontology annotation, cellular component: cytoplasm. Gene Ontology annotation, molecular function: peptide-methionine (R)-S-oxide reductase activity. The coding region runs from base 1350 to 2006 and encodes 218 amino acids. The transcript has 7 exons. Gene Ontology annotation, biological process: response to oxidative stress; protein repair. The record is from RefSeq and is a predicted model, not a curated record. Lineage: Eukaryota; Metazoa; Chordata; Actinopteri; Centropomidae.